Molecule: messenger RNA, 286 nt
Organism: Medioppia subpectinata
Lineage: Eukaryota; Metazoa; Arthropoda; Arachnida; Sarcoptiformes; Oppiidae
Source: the annotation of a GenBank genome assembly
AAUAUAUUUGUUAUCUAUUUUGUUGUCAACACUUGUGUUGUGUCUGUCGUCGCAAAACAAUUGAUCCAUUCGGUGAUCCUCUCAAGACAUGAGUGGCUCACAGGAGGCGCCGAAGACGACGGCGGCGGCCAUCGAUGUGCCGCCCAGUGAUCAACAGUACGAUCACCUGCUUCUGGAGAUCGAGUCUUCAGACACGAGUACUGUGGCCAAUGUCUUGAGAGCGAUAUACGACGGCGACGAACACCAGAAGUUUAUGGACAAAUUGGACGCUCGGAUCAAAAACCAC